Colletotrichum navitas is the source of this 375-nucleotide messenger RNA. RefSeq lists its product as uncharacterized. The transcript has a single exon. NCBI's taxonomy places the organism in Eukaryota, Fungi, Ascomycota, Sordariomycetes, Glomerellales, Glomerellaceae. The record is from RefSeq and is a predicted model, not a curated record. The coding region runs from base 154 to 351 and encodes 65 amino acids.
GUCCUGGGCGAACAACGCGUCGGUACGCCGAUUCCACACCACGUCUGGCGUCGCCAUUUCAGGCGAAGGCCCAGGUCCCCGGCAAGCCCCUAAUCUCAUGCACUUAUUCGCCCGCAGGGAGAGCAUCGACAUCAGCAAGACACGGUGCGCAGGAUGGCCGGAAAGCCACGACAAGGUGCUAUAGGCAUCUCCACUGGAAAGCGCCAGCAACAGAAGCCGGCAUCUUUAUCACAUAUCGGAGCCAUCACCGCGGUUAUCGCGGUUCCAUGGCACCAAAUUUACCGAGUAGACCUAUUAUAUUGUCCCUCCGCCCUCCCUGGUGUCAGUGAGCCUGGGAAACAGUCCCUCUAAGAAAAAAAAAAGCAUUACGGCAAC